UCCAAAGUGGGCGUGUUCUGUUGGAACAGCUGGUGGGGGCUCGUGCAAGGGGCUCAAGCCGAGUCGUUGGUCGGUGGUUGAUGGGGGAAACAACAACGAGCUAGGCAUCAUGAGGGUCCCUGAAACACUGAUUUGGGCCGCUUUUCUCAUCCAAAAGGUGGUGGGAGAGUAUGGCAUGGCCCAUUUCAGUGACAAGGGCAAGAGCAAAGGAAAGGAUUACUGCAUAUUCUUCAACUCACAGUGGGCACGUCUACCUCAGGACCUUAAUAAGGCAUCACGUCUCCAGAUCUAUGACCUGACAACAUCGGUCCUGUGCUCGGCCUCUGAGGUCCCAGAGGGAGGCUUCCCGAAUCGCAUCCCCAUGGUGAUGAGGGGCAACUGCACUUUCUAUGAAAAGGUCCGACUGGCCCAGAUCAACGGCGCCAAGGGCCUCCUCAUUGUCAGCAAGGACAGACUGACACCACCAGCAGGAAACAAGACUCAGUAUGAGGAGAUUGACAUACCUGUAGCAUUGCUCAGCUACUCUGACAUGCUGGACAUAAGCAAGACUUUUGGUAAAGGACGACUGGUUGCCAUGUACGCACCCAAUGAGCCUGUGUUGGACUACAACAUGGUGAUCAUCUUCUUGAUGGCAGUGGGAACGGUCGCCAUAGGAGGCUACUGGGCCGGCAGCAGAGACAGCAAGAAACGCUACAUGAAGCACAAGCGUGACGACGGAGCAGAGAAGCAGGACGAAGAGACGGUAGACGUCACCCCCAUUAUGAUCUGCGUGUUCGUGGUCAUGUGCUGCAGCAUGCUGGUGCUGCUUUACUUCUUCUACGACCACCUGGCCAUUUGGGUCAUCGCCAUCUUCUGUGUGGCCUCCUCUGUCGGGCUCUACAGUUGUCUGUGGCCCUUUGUCAGGAGACUUCCUUUCUGCAAGUGCAGGAUCCCAGAGAACAACCUGCCGUACUUGCACAAGCGGCCACAGAUCCGCAUGUUGCUGCUGUCAGCCCUCUGCAUCGGAGUCAGCAUCACCUGGAUGGUGUUUCGCAAUGAAGACCAGUGGGCAUGGGUGUUACAGGACGCCCUGGGGAUUGCCUUCUGUCUCUACAUGUUGAAAACAGUCAGACUGCCCACAUUCAAGGCUUGCACUUUACUUCUGACAGUCCUUUUUGUCUACGAUGUUUUCUUUGUAUUUAUCACACCCUUAUUUACAAAGAGUGGGGAAAGUAUAAUGGUGGAGGUAGCGGCUGGUCCCUCUGACUCCUCCACACAUGAAAAGCUUCCCAUGGUUCUAAAGGUGCCAAGGUUAAACUUCUCUCCCCUGGCUCUUUGUGACCGGCCCUUCUCCCUCCUGGGCUUUGGAGAUAUCUUAGUACCAGGUCUGCUGGUGGCAUACUGUCACAGGUUUGACAUUUUAACACAAUCCUCCAGGAUCUACUUUGUGGCCUGUACAAUCGCUUACGGUAUCGGCCUGCUGAUCACCUUUGUGGCCCUGGCCCUGAUGCAGAUGGGUCAGCCCGCCUUGCUCUACCUGGUGCCUUGCACUCUGCUCACCAGCCUCACUGUAGCGCUGUGGCGCAGGGAGUUGCCCCAGUUCUGGACUGGAAGUGGAUUUGUGCCUGCCAUAGUGCUCGCACCGAUCAACUGUACACAAACUGCGGCACCGCAGACAGAGGGGCCCUCAACCAAACUGGAGCCACAAACCACAGAAACCACCAAUCAGAGUGAAGACUCGCCCCAGCACCAGCCUCAGGAAACGCCCCCGGCUGAGAAAGAUGAAGACCAAGACAAAUCUAACUGAAAGGACUUCUAGUAUGGCAUUUUCCAUUUCACUUCAUGUUUUAUUUGUUGUUGUUUUUUUUCUACAUUGUGUCUCAGUCAAUGGACAUUUUAAGUAUGGUUGUUUUUUUGCACUUGGUGCGAAGGGAAAAGCAGAGGAGAUCUGCGUUUUCUGAAUGGCUGGCUCAGCGGGGCAACAGGAUCGGAAACACAAGGCGAGGCAUUGAAACUGACAAACACACUAAUUAGAAAACAGCAGCUCCAACACCUUCCUCUACUAACAUAUUGUACAGUCUGUGCCACCUGUAAAGGGAACGAGAAGCCAAAUCUGGAAGCUCCUGAAGCUUUUGAACAUUAAAUACUCCCAUUAGACUUCGCUAACAACCCUAAAGGCCUGGUCACACCAGAAUUUGAAGGUGCGGAAGAAUUGGGGCGAGGUAGGGAUCUCUGAUCAAAACUCAAGUGUUGGAUUUAACUUCAGGUUGUACAAAAUGAUCCUCAGAAGAGGAAUCAUUUAAGAACAGUCGUGUAAUGCUGCAAUGAUUAGUCAGUCAACAGAAAAACAAUAAUCUAUUUUGAUAAAUCAAUAUUUUAAUAGUUUUUUAAAGCAAAAAUACCAAAGAUUUUGCUUCUCAGAUGUGAAGAUUAGAAGCUUUUCUGUGUUAUAAACUGUAAACUGAAUAUGUUUGGGUUUUGGGCUGUUGACCGGAUAAAACAAGACAUGCAAAGACAUCAUCUUGAAAUUUAAGAACUUAUAACGGCAUUUUUCACUAUUUUCUGACAUUUCAGAGCCAAACCAACUAAUUAGAUAAUAGAUAAAGGAAAUAAUCAUUAGUUGCAUCCCUAUAGUUAUGAGACAGGUGUCAAUAGUACAUACACUCACUGUCCUGUUUGAACAAAGGGAGUCCUUUCUUCCUUCAGUAGCUCUUUAUUAAACAACAUGUACAAUCCUGAGAACAACGUGCUGGGGGGAGUAGACAGCCCAGGACAGAUAAAAUAAAAGUGAAGAGAUUAGUUGUGACUGACUCAUGCUAGCAUGUUUUGGGCUGAUUAGCAUGUUAGCAGUUAGCACACUAGCUACAGAAGUUUACCAGAUAUUUCACUGUUCCACUUUCUGGUGUGACCGGGCCUUAAACGUCUCACUAUGCUCUAAGUAGACUUGGUGUAUGUCGACUGACCACGUCUAAAGUCAAACUGUCAAAGGGCGUUAUAGCUACACUCCAAGGUGGCGUGAAGAGCCCCCGGCGAUGGAUUGUUACAAAUGAGGUUAAUGAUGCACGCUUUUGGACAACCUGUCCUCAAAGGCACUAGCCAGCCAGUCGUUAUUUCUGAAGUCAGCAUAAUUCAAAUUGUUUCAGUAAAACUUCAGAAAUAUUGUUGAAUGCCGUCUCCUCAGAUCUGAGGAAUGAAAAAUGUUGGUAGAGAAGCUUUCAAGCACUUCAUUUGAAACAUACUAAGGCCCUUCUUUUCAAAAGCACACACUGACACACCACAUAAGAAGUCAUUUUAGCUGUCAUCAUAGUUUCAUAACCUUUAAAAUUUCAUAACCUUUAAAAUGUGGUGCUAUCAUCGUUGUUGACUGAGCCAAAGCUAUUAGACAUUUGUUUUUGUUUUUUAAACUAAAGCAUUUGUUGACGUUUUCUCAUCUUCCUUUUGGUAUAUUUUGUUUUGCAUGCUAUAAUUUCGAUUUUGCCCUUUAUAUAAAAACCAGUGUAUAACCUAUAGCCCAGACUUUAUAUACAUUAUUGGCGGUGCAACAGUUUAAAAACGUCUGCCACUGCGGUUUUGUUCCCAGAGUAGAUCUUCAUAUUGUCUUAAGAAUUGGUUUUGGCCUUAACAGUGUCCAUGUUGGGAGGUACAGUAGAAUGUGUCACGUGUAAAAGUUGCUUUAUGAAAAACACAAGUACUGUUCUCUAAAUGAUGACAUGCAGCAGUUUAAUGUGUGAACUGAGGAGUAAGUGACGGGUUGUUACCAAUGUUCCUAGAUUAGUUUAUAUGAAGCAUUUGCACAAUAUUUUUUAACCCAUGCGCUGACAGAAGUUGUUGGCUCAUGUCUGUAUAACGUUAAAUGUAUAUUCAAGGGUUUAAAGAAACGAAAACCAAGGUAUCAGUACAUCCAGUAUUCAUCCUGAGGGAGUCCUCUUAAACACCAGAGCCCUGAAGUCACUUCACUCUGUGCACCAGUAGAGACAUAUUUCUGAUUCUUAUUCAUUUACGAUGCCUGUUAACUGAGCUCUGUGUAAAAGUUGAGGGUUGAAGGUAAAAGUGAUUUGAUCAGAGCAGCUCAGUCUGGACGUGUGCCCUCGCUGAUUCAAUGCAGCAGUGUUUUCCAGGACAUGAGAUUAUCCAUUCACCAGUAUAGUUUGUUGUCACCAAGUGGUUUUUAAUACCUCUGUUGAGGAAUACAUAUAAUAAAUAAGCAUUGUAUUUGA
Molecule: messenger RNA, 4196 nt
Organism: Lates calcarifer (barramundi perch)
Lineage: Eukaryota; Metazoa; Chordata; Actinopteri; Centropomidae
Gene: sppl2b
Product: signal peptide peptidase-like 2
Exons: 15
Coding region: 110-1786 (558 amino acids)
Biological process (GO): membrane protein proteolysis
Cellular component (GO): lumenal side of endoplasmic reticulum membrane; Golgi-associated vesicle membrane; cytoplasmic side of endoplasmic reticulum membrane
Molecular function (GO): aspartic endopeptidase activity, intramembrane cleaving
Source: RefSeq, a predicted model, not a curated record